Arabidopsis lyrata subsp. lyrata is the source of this 3119-nucleotide messenger RNA. Its product is annotated as disease resistance protein RRS1. Lineage: Eukaryota; Viridiplantae; Streptophyta; Magnoliopsida; Brassicales; Brassicaceae. The record is from RefSeq and is a predicted model, not a curated record. Gene Ontology annotation, biological process: signal transduction; defense response.
AUGGAUAAACUCGUGACGCUCAUGGAAUACCAGAAAGAAAAUGGUGUCCUAAUUAUUCCCAUUUUUUUUAAAGUGACACCUUCAGAAGUUCAGGAUCCGAAAGGCUUUACUAAAGAAACUUUUUCACAACUUGAUAAUUCAGUCCAGGCAGGACGAGUUCAGAAAUGGAGGGAAGUAAUUGAUGAAUUAGCUCACAAUGAUGAAUGUAAAUGGAUAGCGGGGAAUGAUUCUAUACUUCCCGAGGAGAUUGUUAGAUAUGCGUGCCUUGAAACCCUCAGACAUGCAAAUGAUUGGGAUUUGGGGUAUGCCUGGCAUAGGAACAGACAAGUUCUUGUACAGUGUAAAGUCAACGGGCUAUAUGAGAUGCAGAAAUUAUCCGAAUAUGAAUCUUCUGAAACUUUUUCUCUGUCUCUCCCUGGACGAUAUGACUCCAUGCUGAAUUCAGAGUUGGUGAGGUACGCCAGUGGCAUUCCAUUGGUUCUCGGAGUUUUAGGUUCGUUUGCAACAAACCAGUGUAAAUUCAGUGAAAAAGAACAACUGCAAAUGUUGCGCCAAAAUCCUCCAACCGAGAUUCUGGAGGCAUUCCGAAGAAGUUUUGACGGUCUGAAUGACAACGAGAAGAAUAUGUUUUUGGACCUUGCUUGUUUUUUCAGAGGGGAGAACAGAAAUCAUGUGAUUCAAAUACUUGAUGGCUGUGGUUACUUUACAGAUUUAGGAAUUUAUGGUCUCAUCGAUGAGUCCCUCAUUGACCCUUUAGAGAACAAGAUAGAAAUGUCUAACGUGUUCCAAGAUAUGGGUCGGUUUGUUGUUUGUGAAGAAAGCAAAGAGCCAGGAAAGCGUAGCAGAUUGUGGGAUGCUAAUGAAAUCGCUAACGUAUUGACAAGCAAUUCUGGAACUGAAGCAGUGGAGGGCAUAUUUCUGGACAUGUCUGACUUGACAUGUGAGUUAAGUCCCACUAUAUUUGAUAGGACCUAUAGACUUAGAUUGCUAAAGCUCCACUGUGCAAUUUCUGAAAACCGUGGCACCAUUUGUCUGCCUAGAGGCCUAUACUCUUUGCCUGAUGAGCUACGGCUACUCCACUGGGAAAGUUACCCUCUGAGAUCGUUGCCGCGAAGCUUUAAUCCUAAAAACCUUGUGGAACUGAAUAUGCCUAAUAGUAAAAUGGAGAAGUUAUGGAAAGGGACUAAGAAUCUCGAGAAGCUGAAGAAGAUUAUACUAAGUCACUCCCGACAGUUAAUUAAGAUCCCAAGGCUUUCAAAGGCCUUGAACCUUGAGCAUAUUGAUCUUGAAGGAUGUACAAGUCUGGUGAAAGUUAGCUCAUCUAUCCAUCAUCUUGACAAGCUUGUUUUCUUGAAUCUUAAAGAUUGCUCUCGUUUGCGAACUCUGCCUGUCAUGAUUCAUCUAGAAUCUCUCGAAGUUCUUAAUCUAUCCGGCUGCUCAGAUCUUAAGGAAAUUCAGGAUUUCUCACCAAACCUGAAAGAGCUAUAUCUAGCUGGAACUGCCAUAAGAGAACUGCCAUCUUCCAUAGAGAAGCUCACUAGACUUGUUACAUUGGAUUUGGAUAAUUGUAACCAACUUCAGAAACUGCCACAAGGUAUGAGUAACUUAAAAGCCAUGGUCACGCUUAAGCUUUCCGGGUGCUCAAAUCUGAAGAGCCUUCCAAAUCUUGAUGCCAUAUAUCUGAGAGGGACGCAACAUCUUAAUACAGAGAUAACAAUGGAAGUACCUAAGUCCUUGGUACAUCAUUCUUCUAUUCAUCAGUCAAGGUUGGAUCACUGUGAAACCCUUGAUAAGUUGAUUCCUGAUUUGUGUUUGAAAAACGCUGCCAUACAAAAAUCUUUAGCAGCAUCUGUAUAUCGACAAAUUGCCGGGAUACGGCAAGAAAACUGGCAAUGGUCCACUAUUAAACUGCAGCCCUUGUCAAUUUUUCACUUUUUGGCAUCAAGAUUGUACGCUCUAGUAUCUUUGUGCCUUUCUAACGCAUGCUUGGUGGAUUUACCAAAAGAGAUAUGUGGGCUUCCGUCAGUAAACAUACUGGAUCUUGGCGGAAACGGUUUCAGCAAAAUUCCUGAAAGCAUCAAGCUCCUCCCUAAACUACACAGCCUUAGAUUGCGCCAUUGCAAAAACCUCAAAUCCCUCCCAGAGCUUCCCCAAAGUCUAGUACUUUUGAAUGUGCACGGUUGCGUGUCUAUGAAGUCAGUUCCUUGGAGUUUCGAACGGCUUCAGUGCACAUUUAGUAAUUGCUUUAAUCUGUCUCCAGAAGUCAUCAGAAGGUUUUUAGCAAAAGCUCUGGGUAUUGUUAAAAACAUGAACAGAGAGAAACACCAGAAACUCAUCACAGUAACUGCUUUCAGCAUCUGUGCGCCUGCAUCUGUGGGUCUGAAAUCAUCAACUGAUGUGCUUGCAUCUGAGGGACUGAAAUCCUCUAUGCAAAAUGGUUCUUUUGUUGUGAUACAUCUAACUUCUUCCCUGAGAAAGACUUUCUUAGGCUUUGCUAUGUCAGUGGUAGUUUCAUUUCGCGAUAAUUACUACAAUGCUGCUGGUUUUAGCAUUAGGUGCACAUGCAUACGGAAAAUGAAGAAUGGUCUCUCUCAUAGGCUAGAGAGAGUUUUUCAGUUUUGGGCUCCUAAGGAAGCUUCAAAGAUUAAAAAGGAUCACAUCUUUGUCUUCUACGAUACGAUAAUUCCUUCCUAUGCAAGAGAAGGGAAUAACGUUUACAAUAUUUUUGAUGAACUAGUUGGAUUUGAAUUCUACCCUGUCAAUAACCAGAACGAGGUUUUAGCUGAUAGUUGUGAAGUAAAGAAUUGUGGAGUCUAUGUGGUUACUGAUGCAAGCGUUGAUACAAGUCUAGUGAAGAAAAGAUUUUCUCCUACUAACAGAGAGAGAAUUGGAAAGAGGCCACUUGCUUCAGCUAUGGAUCCAAGAGGUUUUUCUUCAUAUCGGGAACCACUGCCGCGAUUUAAGAGAGGUCGUUAUAGAAGAAGUGUUGAAACUGCAAUCCUGAAAAUAAGAAAAAGGAAACGAGAAGAGGGCUUCUAUGUAUCAAAUCAAAGGUGCGAAUCUGAAACUUUUCUCAUUUCUAAUUUAACAUUGUUCCUCUUGAAAAAAUAAGAACUCGU